Messenger RNA from Trichobilharzia szidati, 3278 nucleotides. The record is from the annotation of a GenBank genome assembly. Lineage: Eukaryota; Metazoa; Platyhelminthes; Trematoda; Strigeidida; Schistosomatidae.
AUGCAAAAAGUUGAACCGAAUGAAUAUAAUUUUAUGCCGAAUACCUGGGUUCUACCACAAGAAUAUGGUUAUUUUCAAAGUUAUGCUAAAAAGUUAUACAGACAAGGAGCAAAUACUUGUUUCAUUCAAAAACCUGCCAAUGGUGCAAUGGGACAUGGAAUUCGUCUGUAUCGUAAUGCAAAUCAAGUUCCUUCAAAUAUCAAUGAUAAUAUAACAUGUGUUAUACAAGAAUAUAUUGAUAAUCCUUUACUUAUUGAUGGAUAUAAGUGUGAUUUAAGAGUGUAUGUCUUGAUUACAUCAUGUGAUCCUUUAAGAAUAUUUAUGUAUAAUGAUGGUUUAGUACGAUUAGGCGCUGAGAAAUAUGUUAAACCCAAUGAACCUGAUGGCGAUUCAGUUUAUCGCCAUUUAACCAAUUAUGCUGUAAAUAAACAUCAUGCUGAAUAUAAUCGGUCAGCUGAUGAAAUGUCAGGCAGUAAACGUUCGUUUACAUUUUUCAACAAUUAUAUCCGUGAUGUGAAACAGUGUAAUCCAUUGGAUAUAUGGCAUAAAAUACGUGAUCUAAUUGUUAAAACAAUAGCUAUCGCUCUGCCUCACCUAUUGCAUUCUUAUCGUAUGUGUCGGCAUAAAUCAAAUCAUUUCUCCAAUGCAAAAUUGCCAAAGAAUUAUUAUUUAAACAAACAGACAAGCUUCAAUGGUGUCAAUGAAAAGUGUUCAAUAUCCAAUGAAUUGAAUAAUGAAUUGAAAUCAAACUUAUCUAGUGUUCAACAACAACAACAACAACAAAUAAAUAAUAAGGAUAGUAGUCAACAUCUAGGAGCAAAAGUGAAACAGUCGACAAAAGCAUCGAAAAGAUAUCGAGAUUCUAAUGAAUACCUUUCAACACCAUUUGUUCGUUCAAAUUUAUUCGAAAUUCUCGGGUUUGAUAUUUUGCUAGAUAAAAAUUUAAAUCCAUGGUUGAUUGAGGUAAAUCGUUCACCGAGUUUUAACAGUGAUCAAGAAUUGGAUAGACGAGUUAAGCAUGGCCUAUUGACAGAUACAUUCCGUUUAUUGAAUAUUCGACCAUCGGAUAAAUCGCGUACAGAGAAACAACAGAAAUUAUCUACAUUAAAACGUUUAUGCAAUCAAUCUACACCAACGACAAAAAAUUGGAUGAUGAGUAAAGCUCAUAAUGAGGGUAUUCAAAAUAUUCUUAAAGCAUCAUUUCAUCAAUCGGAAAAUUCAAAAAAUUCUCAACUGCCAUUUCCAAAUAAUACAAAAAGUGAUUUUGUCAGGUCAGUUAUCGGUCAGUUUCAAUUGGAGGAGUCAAAAUUCAGUUGGAAAAUCAAUUGUUUACGUCAGCAAUUAUUUUCAAUACGUCAACAGUUAGCCUUAGAAUUCUAUGAACAUCAUAACAGUGGGAAUUGGCGUCGUAUCUUUCCAACUGAUGAUCCAACACUGCAGAAGAAAUAUGCUUCAAUGAUUAUUUCAAAUUUUGGACAAUUUCUUCAUCGUAACAGAGGUGAUCUGUUGGAUGAAAUGAAGACAACCUAUCUAAAUCCAAUUACAGAAGAUGAUAUUUUUAACAAAUUAUCAAAAUUAAUGAAAAGUGAAUUAAAGUCGAAACCAGGAAUAAAUACUGAGGAACAUUUAACUCAAAUCUGGUCACAAUGUAUCGAUAAUUAUCCUAUCAGUGAUAAUGAUAUUGAUGAUGUCGAUGACCCGGUAGCAUUCGAUGAUGACAUUGACAUGAAACAUACUGAUAGUGAUGACUUUUAUUCAUUUACAAAAAAGAAGGAGGUAAAUAAAAGAAAUCAGAAUAAGAUUAAGAUGAUGGAUCAUUUAAAAAACACGCCGAUCACCUCUUUAUCACCAUCACCACCAUUAUCACCAACAUCAUCAUCCUCCCGCACGAUGAUGAAUACAGUCAUAUCAAAAAAAUGCAUACCAGAUUAUUCAUACAGUUAUAUACCUAAAAACAAUAAACACAAAUCCUAUUCUUCAUCAACCCUAUCGUCUAUUCAAUUGUUCAAUGAAAAAUGUAAGCCUACUGAUGAACAAAUCAAGUUAUCAUUUGGCAGAAGGUAUAAAUCGUGUGAAUUUCAUGCGUUAAAUAAUAAAGCCCAGUCAAAAUGUAAUAAAAGACAAUUCAUGAAGAAAAUCACUUCAUCUUCUAAUAUUACUUCUAGUAGGUGUAGCAAUUUCCCGCCUAAUGUUUAUUCAUCUUCAUUGGAACAUUUAAACAACAAUUGGGAUGUUCAAUAUUCAAUGGGUAAAUAUUCAUCAUUACACCGUAAUAAUAAUAAUAAUAACAAUUCAGAUGAAGAGAAAUCAGUCGAUUUAGAAUCACCAGUAAAUGUAAAACUGGGAAAGAAUGAAGUGAACAUUUUAUUAGAUUUCGAUAAAAAUGAUAAUGAAUUACAAAAUUUUAAAAUAACAACCUCAUAUCAUUCAAACAAACUAUUCAAUGAUCAAUCUAUGCUAAAACGUAAAUGUUCUAUACCAAUAAUUCAUUGGAAUUGUUGUACAUUGAACGAUUUGCUACCAUCAUCAUCGUCAUCAUCAUUCCGUGAUACAUUAAAACAAUCAACCCGCCAAAAAUUAGUUCAAUGUUUAAAGCAUUUUGAAGAGAUGAUACAAAAUCAAAUGAAUUUAAGUCAUUACUAUUCAUGUAUAAAUAUUUUAGCUAAUGAAAUGAUGGAGAUGUUACCAAAUAAUAGUGUGGAUGAAUUAAAUCUAAAAGUAUUAUCAUUAUUUGAUAAAGAAGAUGUAUUGCAAUUUUUCAAUGUUCAAUGUGACAAUGAAAGACGAAAUAUCAUACAUCAAAAUGAUGAAUUAAUCAAUUCAACAAUAUUAGCCUGUUUCCAUUCAUUAAAUCUAGCACAAAUUCAAAUACAACUAGAAGAAAAAGAACAAGACGACAGUUUAUUGAAUGAAAAAAAGAUUUUCAAAUUAUUCACCAAAAACUUAAUGAAUAAAUUUGUACAAGGUUUACGCAUAACACGUUUACUGAAUAGGAUCAAAUGUCGUCUUCUUAUGGGUCAUGGUCAUUUAUUACGUAAUCUAAUCCAAAUGAUAACAAAUUUACCUACAAUAAAUGAAACAAUAAUGGAGGUGCCUAUUGAACAAUUCAUCGUUGAACCACUUCUAAACGUUGAAGAAUUAUGCUGUAGACAUUUUUUGAGACUUUCUAUAGAAUCUUUCAUUUUACAUUAUUUUAAGCAUUUGGAAAGUAUUAUGCCAUUUGAUGAUAACAGUGAUGAUGUUAUACAGGUGAAGUAGAUGUAAUAAAGAGAAAACAC